Messenger RNA from Aspergillus aculeatinus CBS 121060, 966 nucleotides. RefSeq lists its product as uncharacterized. NCBI's taxonomy places the organism in Eukaryota, Fungi, Ascomycota, Eurotiomycetes, Eurotiales, Aspergillaceae. The transcript has 2 exons. The record is from RefSeq and is a predicted model, not a curated record. The coding region runs from base 157 to 768 and encodes 203 amino acids.
UGGGUUUGAAGCAUAAGAGUCUUAGGUUUAAAAGGGCCGCAACGAAAUCAACAAGUCCAACAAUUCAAAGAUCGUGGCAUACUAGAGGUGCAGGGUAGACCUAGUCCGGAUCUACUUGCGGCGAACGUAUUCGAUGUCUUAUGGAGUAAAAUUGAUAUGUCGACAAAUGAUGUUAUCAAGAAAUCGUCGGAGUCAACUUUAGGACGAAAUCUUCAACAUACGUAUUGCUUUCGGUUAAAUGAGCAGCAGCCCAGACAAGUCACAGACUCGAACACACCAAUACCGAAUAAUCAAGUUCUUAGCAUAUCUGACGCAUAUGGGAGUGACGAUACCCCCGAGUCUGUAACGGCCAGCGGUAUAUCGCCAGCGAUUACCACAGCCAGGCUAUUUGAAGUUCCCAAUCAGUCCUACGGGCACAUCGCAAAUCAGCUUUCGAAUGGAUUCAGUUCACACAAUGGACAAUCCUUAAAUGAUAUAGAAAACAUUGUCAAUGUCUACGACAUGAUUCAGCCAAUUUUGCCCGUCCAAGCCUUCCAUUCUUUCAGCGAGCAGGACCGCGGAAGUAUGGGAAACAUGGUGAACGUGCAUGAUAUGCUGCAACCAAUCGUUCCGACGCAAGACUACGGCUCUAUCCGUGGCGAUGUUCACCACGAACCAUUCCUCCAACUCUCAUAUGGUAGAUCUAUUAUUCUGACUCAAAACUUCACUUAUUAUAUUCGUCCUUCGAGAACUUCACCUCUCCAUCAUGAUACCAAUUACCGGAGGUGAUGCGAUCUCCGUCUUUAGUAAAAAUUUGCCCAGAGACACGAAGCUUAGGGUCUUUCAGCGAUGGAUGUUCUCGGCCACUACCGGCGAGGAAGACUCAGCUGAGGCUUUGUAGGAAGGAAAGAAGAUUUUUAUAUGCGACUUCGAUUUUCUCGGCUUUACUCUUGAGUUUUGGAUUGUCUUCAACUGAUUUCAUGAUUA